Molecule: messenger RNA, 2929 nt
Organism: Cucurbita maxima (winter squash)
Lineage: Eukaryota; Viridiplantae; Streptophyta; Magnoliopsida; Cucurbitales; Cucurbitaceae
Exons: 17
Coding region: 534-2771 (745 amino acids)
Biological process (GO): RNA polymerase III preinitiation complex assembly
Cellular component (GO): transcription factor TFIIIB complex
Molecular function (GO): TFIIIC-class transcription factor complex binding
Source: RefSeq, a predicted model, not a curated record
CAUGUCGCUGUUUUAUGUGGUUUUGACAUAAAGCAUAGUUUAGAAGCAUGUUAUAGCACUCAUGCAUUCUAGUGAGAUUGUGUGAGAAAGAGGUCUGAGGGUUGUGCGUAUAAAGAAAUGUUGGGUGAAUAUCAAGUGCGUUGGUCAAAUGGUUGUGUCGCCGUUGGAUUUAAAUGAACAUCGAUGGUCUUGUUUAAAAAUAGUUAGGGUCGGUGCGAUGAGUCUAGAAAGACGAGUAGUGGGGAUUCUUGAGAACGUUGAUGACCUUGGAUAAAAAUCUAUUGGGGUCGAUGAAGAUGAAUGGUGACCCUGGCUAAAAUCAGUUGGGGUCAAUAGAAAGCGUUGAUGGUUCUUGGAUAAAAUCAAUUGGGGACGACGAAGAAUGUCGGUGACCCUGGAUAACAUUAGUUGGGGUUAACGUACCUUGAAGGUGUCGGUCGCAGAAAGCCUUGUGAGAGCUAAAUUGUGGGCAUUGAGUGAGCUUGAGUAGAGAUUGAGUAUGCAUUACAUGAUUCAAACUCGAGGCUUCAUUUAUGGACCCUUUUGAUGAAAUUCUUUCUGAUCCUGGUUUCACAUCCCGAACUGGGGGUAGAUUUCAACCAAAGAUCAAACCACGUCCUAAAAAGCAAACUUUGGCUCCACAAUUGUCCACAGUAUCUCAAGAUAAGAAGGGAACAACAUCGGAUGCUAAAUCUUGUCAUGAUGUUAGAGGAAACACAAAAUCAAUCAAGUCGUCAUCCCAACUUGCUGUGAUAGAGGAGAACAAGGAAUCUGAAGAUGAUUUGCUCUUGGCUACCGUAAGAUCUGAUUUCAUUGGUUGUUCACAUCACACCUCUGUGGAAAGUGCUAUAAUGGUAGACUCUACGCAGCUUGAUUUGGAUUCUUGUGGUGGUAUUCUUCCUUCAGGUUCUACUAUCGAUGGUCCAGUUGGAGUAGAAAAUCUUACCGAUGAUAGCAAAAAUUCGGGAAUAUUGAACUGUUCCCAUUCAAGUGCCUCUGGAGCUCAUGAAGCUACGGUUCUGGGUCAAAGUGGACUAGGAUCAAUCCAGCCUGAGGAUGGGCAUUCCAAUGAUGGUAAAAUAGCAGGGCAGAAUACAGAUGUAUUUUAUGAUUUGGAAUGGCUAGAUGAUUUUCAUAACCAACCAAAGAAUGAAGCAGAUCCUUCAAGCCUUAAGCAAGCAACAAUUUCCAAUGAGGAUGGAGAUUUGGAUAAACAAAGGUUGGAAGUAGAGGAAUGUGGGGCAGGAGCUAAUAUCACCGAGGAUACAAUAAGUUCUGGGACCACUACUGAACAACCUGCUUGCAAGUAUAUACCAAAGCCCAAAAUGAGAAUUGCAGGAGACAGUUGCACACAAAUCUCUCAGCCAGAAAUCUCUAAUACGCUUCCACCAUCUCCACAAGUUAUUUCUUGUGAUACUAAGUGCAUGCAUGAAGCCUCAAUUGGUACCCAUUCAGAUGGUGUUCUUAAUGAUUCAUCGAUCAACUUUGAUGACUACUCUCCUGUCAACCAGCACAUUGAAGCACCUGUUAAUGUAGAGUCAUUAGCAUAUGACUCUUAUGGUGACAUACUGGUAGAUGAUUUUAAUUCAGAUGAUCAGGAUGAGAUGUUAAGAGAAGAGGGUGGUAAGAAUGGUGAAGAAGACCCUUCGAGUCGAUCAAAUAUGUCUCAGCAGCAAGAGAUGUUCCCCCCAGUUGGUGAAGAAAUUGAGCAUAGCAAAACUUCGAGGAAGUUGAGACAGCAGGUUUCUCAUCAACUUGGUGAUCCAGAAGAUGGUGUUGAUGAUUUCCCUAGUGAACGCUUUAGUAAUUGUGAUAUACAUGGAGAUGGCUAUAAAAAAAAUGAAACCUCAAAAGGACGUCGAGGAACAAAAACUAAAACGAAGUCAUUGAAACCUUCUAGUGAUAAUGAAAAACCAACUCGGAAGCGCAAGGAGGCUAAUAAAGCAGUUCCAGAUUUGCAAGCUGAAAAACGUCCUAAGAAGUUCUCCCAUUCAACUCGCCGGAAUAGAAGGCAAGUAAACAAGGUUCUGCUUGAAACUCCGGAGGAUGAAAUUGACUUUCAAAAAAUAAGUUUUAGGGAUCUCAUUAUUUAUCACGAGCACAAGGAGAAAUUAGAGAAAAAAGAGGCAACCACAAGACAAUCGGCAACCAAUCAAAGAACCGAUACUGUCGGCGAGGAGAUUUAUAAUGAUGGAGAGGAAAGCCUUGCUGAUGAACAAGGUAGAGGUACUGAUGAUGAUGAAACGCCUGAUGUAGUUGACAUGACUUCUGCUUACUUUAAUUACCAUUCAUUCAUGGACAAAACAUCACGUACAAAGUGGUCAAAGCAUGAUACAGAGCGUUUUUAUGAGGCUGUUCGGCAAUUUGGAACGGAUUUUUGUAUGAUACAACAAUUGUUUCCAGGCCGAACACGGCAUCAAAUUAAACUAAAAUUCAAAAAUGAAGAACGUCAUCAUCCAUUUCGCCUAUCUGAUGCUAUAACUAAUCGUGCCAAAGACCAUUCCCAAUUUUUAUCGUUGAUUGGGCAGCUGCAAGAAGCUGCUAAUAAGGCAAAACACGAGUCCAAUGAAGACGAGUUGACUGAAAAUACUGGGAAUGAGGAGCUGGGAGAGUUGUCACCUGAAAUUAACGAGGAAGAAGUGGCAAAACCUGGAGAAGUGGAGGACACAAAAAUGGAAGAAUUUGUUGGUGAAAUUCACAGUCCAUUGAAGGCUGAUGAAAGUGAUGAUGAUGACCCCCAUAGAUGGGAUGAAUAUAAAUUUGACUAUUAGUGAACUGAACCUUAUUUAUAAUCAGAUCAAUGCAUGGCUUUUAGAUUAUUUGUAUUGAUCAAUUGUUGGUGGGUGGCCCUUGGGACAUUCUUAACGUUUUGUUCAUAACCCUGUAGUGUUGUCUAGAGGUGUAUGAUUUUUCUUUUCUUUUUUCUUUU